Clupea harengus (Atlantic herring) is the source of this 2282-nucleotide messenger RNA. RefSeq names its product NLR family CARD domain-containing protein 3-like. NCBI's taxonomy places the organism in Eukaryota, Metazoa, Chordata, Actinopteri, Clupeiformes, Clupeidae. The record is from RefSeq and is a predicted model, not a curated record. The coding region runs from base 183 to 2282 and encodes 699 amino acids. The transcript is spliced from 6 exons.
UCCUUAGAGAACAGCCACUUGAGAGCUUCAGAGAACCUGUCAGCUUCUGAAAUAUGUGAGAAUGGGGACUGAGGACUGAGAACUGAACAGGGACAGUUGAGGAGUGGCUAAGGGACGACUCCUUUGGACACUGAGCUGGCCCAACCUGACCCCAAGCAUCCAGUUAGUCGUGGACUAAUAAUAUGGACCCCACAAUGACCGCAGCCCUGAGGGAAGUGCUGAGGAAACCUCUGGACAACCUCACAGGGGACGAUUUUAAGAGUUUCAAGCACCUCCUUCGGGACCAGGGCCAAAUCACAUGGGGAAAGCUGGAGAAGGCCGACAUAAACGACACUGUGGACUUGAUGGUGCAGGUGUACACCAAGGGAGCUGGGGACGUCAUGUUGACCAUCUUGAAGAAGAUGAACCAAAACCAGUUGGCCAUGGACUUGGAGAAAGAUCUGGAAGAAUUGGGAGGCCAACAGUGUUCCCCAGGUCUGGUCAGAGGGGAUGGUGGGGUCAAAGUGGACAUCACUGCUGACUCGGAAGGGAUGGUGGACGCCUCAGCCUUGAGCGGAGGAUCACCCACGCCACAACAAGGAGGGGAUGACAAUGCAGCAGAGGAGGUUAAAAAGAAGAAAACAUCACUAAAAUUGAAGCUUCGGGAGCACCUGAAGAAAAGGUUUUCUUUUGUACAUGAAGAGUCUGGAGUUUCUACUGUACAAGAUAUCUACACUGAGCUUCACAUUGUAGAGGGCCGCACAGAUGGAGUCAACAGCACACAUGAAGUGUCGGCGAUCAACAUGAGCCAGAUUGGGAGAGGACCAAGCUCUGAGGAUAAACAAGUCAAGUUGGCAAACAUGUUCACAGACGGGUCUGCCACAAAAGUUUUAACUAUGGGAGUUGCUGGCGUGGGGAAAACUGUUGCAGUGCAGAAGUUUGUCAUGGACUGGGUUGAGGAAAAGGCAAAUCAAGAUAUAGACUUUGUUUUUGUUCUUCCAUUUCGGGAGUUGAACUUGAAGAAAGGUGAACGCUUCAACCUUCCUCAGCUUCUUCAGUUAUUCUACCCAAAUCUGGAGGAUCUGGAAAACGUCCUUGACUUGAGUGAAUGCAAAAUUAUUUUUGUCCUUGACGGUUUGGAUGAAAGUAAACUCGAGCUGGACUUUGGCAACUGGAUUUGUAAACUGGGAGAAGAGUCAUCAGUAGACAUGCUCAUAACAAGUCUCAUUAGAGGUAUGCUACUGUCCUCUGCACUCCUCUGGGUUACAACCAGACCAGCAGCAGCCAGUCAGAUCCCAGAAGAAUGCUCCUACUUGCUGACAGAGGUUCGAGGAUUCAAUGACCCCCAGAAAAUUGAGUUCUUUCAGAACAACAUAAAGAAUCCAGAGAAGGCCGAGAGAAUCAUUGAUCAUAUCAAGGAGAAUAGAAGCCUCCACAUCAUGUGUCACAUACCGGUAUUCUGUCGUAUUAUAGCCAAUGUGCUGAAGAAAAUACUGGAAGAUCAGAGCAAAAAAGAAUCACCCAAAACGUUGACGGCAUUGUACACAUGGUAUAGUGUCUUUCAGAUAAAAAGCAUCAAUGACAAAUACCCGGAGGACAAGAAGAUGAGUGCAAAGGAAAAAGGGGAUCUCCUUGUUAAACUUGGGAAACUGGCAUUCAAACAUCUGGAGAAAGGCACCCUGAUCUUCUAUGAGAAGGACUUGGAAGAGUGUAACAUUGAUGUCGAUUGUGGAGCACUGAAGGCUGGAGUUUGUACACAGAUCUUCAACUUGGAGAGUGCUUCAACUGGAGAAGACAUGUUCAGCUUUGUGCACCUCAGUGUACAGGAAUUCUUGGCAGCUCUUUAUGUUCUUCAUGAAGGAGUUCUAAGGGCAAAUCCUUUUCCAAAGAACUGGAAAGAGAAGACCAGCUGGAGAUUCUCUCACUCAAGGUUUGACCUUUUCAAGAUGGCAGUGGAUAAGGCCCUGCAGAGCCAGAAUGGACAUUUUGAUCUUUUAGUUCGUUUCCUCCUCGGCCUGGCUCCAAUGUUGGAGCCUGAAAUCCGAUCUCCCCUGAAGGAGGUCCUGCCACAGUUAGCUAUCAGAGAAGUGAGCAUCGAGAAAACAGUUCAAUACAUCAAAAAGAAGAUCAGGGAGGAUAUCUCACCAGAAAGGACCAUCAACCUCUUCCACUGUUUGAAUGAGUUAGGGGACAACUCACUGGUUGAGGAGAUCAACAGGUACAGAAACUCAGCAGAUGAGGAGAAGAAUCUGACUCCAGCCCAGUGUUCAGCUUUGGCUUAUCUGCUGCUGAUGUCAGCUUGA